UGUCCCCUAUUUUUUUUGUCGACACAGACAAAUCCGAUCCUCCCCUUUAACACAGCGCACUCGUGCGGAUGUGUGUAGUAUCGCUGCAAAUCCUCUGUCUCACCGUCAGCGUCUGUAGACUGACCUGCUUUCCUCGAAAACAGGUCAUAUUUAGUGCAUUAUAAUGUCUAAUUUUUAGACCCAGAGUUACGGGAAAUCGGAACGUCGGAUGGUAACCAAAAAUACUAAGCUGAAACCAAGAAGCGUCAAUGCAGAGAAAGAGGAUCCAUGGCAAAGUGGUUGAAGGACUACCUGAACUUUGGCAGCAGGCGUGACCCUCCGCAGCCCCCGAGGCCAGACUACACAGAGAGUGAGAUCUUGAGGGCUUAUAGAGCUCAAAAAGAGCUAGAUUUUGAGGACCCCUACCAGCAUUCUGAGAAAGUGCUACAGAAUGGAGGUUUCAGCUCCUGCAACACCCCAAUGAGCCUUCCCCCUUUAACUGCAUUCGGAUCAGUGCUGUCAAAUGGUGUGGAGGUCAAAGUGGUAUCCCCCAAACACAGACUUAUUAAAGUAGACUCUCAAGAGUUUGGUCGCUGUAAAAUCCCCCUGAGUCCAGUAACUGUUCAAGAAGAACCAGUGGUUCCCUCGGCCCCAGCAGUAUCAGACGCCGACACAGAUUACUCUGACCCAUUUGACGCUCAUCCAAACUCCAGAGUCAGACAAAACUGGGUGUCCAAACCUGCCCCAGCAGACUCCUGUAGUUAUAUGGAACCAUUUGAGGCUCAAAGGAUCAUAUCAGAACUGCAGCACAGCAUGAUGAAUAACAGGUCUGUGAGUGGGGAUGCUGGUCAGUUAUAUGACAACCCAUAUGAGGAAAAGACUCACCAUCACCGUGCUGCUCUGUCACCACAACACCAAGGCCAGAAGGUGGAAGGUGGAUUUGGCCUGAUUGACACCAGAGAGAGCAAACUCCCUCAGGAUGACGAGAGGCCAGCCGAUGAAUAUGACCAGCCCUGGGAGUGGAAAAAGGACAACAUCUCUAAAGCGCUAGCAGUUCAGUUUGAAGGUGCAGAAAGGGAACGCUCACGAGCUCAUCCAGACCAAACUAGGCUCACCAAGUCAGGUGCCACACCCACCAAAGUGGACUCUACGAUCCGUUUGAUUGGUGACACUCCUCCUCUUCUGGGAGAAAGGGUGGAUCCGGCUUUGCCUCUUGAGAGACAAGUAUGGUACCAUGGAGCUCUGAGUCGCACAGAGGCAGAGAAUCUGUUGACCCUGUGCAAAGAGAGUUCCUACCUGGUGAGGAAGAGUCAGACCAGCCAGAACGACUACUCACUCUCACUCAGGAGCUGCAAAGGCUUCAUGCACAUGAAAUUCACUCUUUUUCCAGAUGGGCGUUUUGUGCUUGGGGAGAACAGCCCUCCAUUCUUCACCAUCCCAGAGGUCAUCCACUACUACACUACACACAAGCUGCCAAUCAGAGGGGCCGAACACAUGUCCCUGCUGUACCCCGUCAUAGUGCAGACUCUCUAACAGAAAUGAGACACACUUUCUCUGGGUGCUAAUGAACACUACAUGCAGCAUACACACCAUCUCAACCCUUCUGUCUUUUUUCAUACACGCCUUUUAAAUGCCAUUGUACCUCCAGCAUUCACAAGAGAAUCAGCUGUUUGGUGGCUUCUCCUGAUUUUCCUGGUAAUUACACUGAAACUCUGUCAUUUAUGCUGUAUUUCGCUCUCACAAACUUUUAGAAAGCAGCGGUUUCUGUUUUAUUGGUAACCUAGCUGAGGUUUGCAAAUGGAGUUUGUGCCAAUAACUCGUCAAUUAUUCUUUCCAAAAAUAUGUUUAAAAUAGAAAUCAAAUGCAAAGUGGAUAUUAAUAGGUAGAAAAUGCAGUAAAAUGUGUUGUAACUAAUAAAACAUAUCUAUUUAAAAUGUAAGUAACAACACCUGUCAGUCAACCAGUAUAAACACUAAAUAUUUGUGUGACUGUGAGUUGUGCAUCAGGUUGAAGAAUUAGACAGCUGUGCUAUAAUGACAGGAGAGGAGUAUCUGACUUGUUACCUUCACAUUACACAGUAUCACACAACUGCAGCACUAGUUUAAAAUGUAAGAAGUAUUAUACUGAAAGCUUGUGGCUUUGUGGUCCUGUUUAUUAAAGCAGCCUUUGUAGAAUAUUUCCUGUGCUGUUUUAUAAGAUUUAAGAUGUCCAGUAUAAAUAAAUCUGUCUGUUUUUAAA
This is a messenger RNA of Cynoglossus semilaevis (tongue sole), 2217 nucleotides long. Its product is annotated as SH2 domain-containing adapter protein F-like. The transcript has 8 exons. Lineage: Eukaryota; Metazoa; Chordata; Actinopteri; Pleuronectiformes; Cynoglossidae. The coding region runs from base 268 to 1512 and encodes 414 amino acids. The record is from RefSeq and is a predicted model, not a curated record. Gene Ontology annotation, molecular function: phosphotyrosine residue binding.